This is a messenger RNA of Suillus fuscotomentosus, 1226 nucleotides long. RefSeq lists its product as uncharacterized. The record is from RefSeq and is a predicted model, not a curated record. The transcript has 2 exons. NCBI's taxonomy places the organism in Eukaryota, Fungi, Basidiomycota, Agaricomycetes, Boletales, Suillaceae. Bases 246 to 1085 code for a protein of 279 amino acids.
UUUAUGGACCCAGCACAAAACUUAAUCGCUGUCGCCUAUAUCGUUGAUAACACGACAGUCUAUAUUAACCUUAGGGCCCUGGAUGGUGAUGGUGUUCACCCUGAGGCUGCUGGAGAGAGACUGUUCCUGUUGGAUGAUUGGAAAAUCCGUUUCCAACCGAGAAGGACAAAGCUCAAAGGUUUGGGAGGCAUAUCGCAUUGUCGUGUCGCUUGCCCAAUGAAAAUUGGAAUCGGUUGAACGAGGUCAUGUGGCAGCUGCAGAUUUGGGACUGGAAAUACUCGACAAUAUCUAGUAGCAUCCUCGCAGCACUCAACGGAUCCGCCCUUCUAGUUGAUUUUUGUUUCCUUGGGAAUAAUCGAUUGCUGGUUAUAACCGAUAACUUGAAUCUCUAUUCAAUUGAGAACAUAUCCCAACCGCCGGAAUUGCUGGCGUGUUUCCUUAUGCCCAUCUCAUGGGAUUUACAGUACCUCUCUCCGAUAAAUGAUAUCGGGUAUGGCUCACAGCCACACAUGCAAGCCCAAGCGACGAUGUGCACCUCAGACCCCACACAUCGACUCAUAUGCCUUACUGCGUUUACUCGAGUUGGUACUCAAGUUUUCAUCAUUUCCACGAGGAUUUUCUUCGAUCUCAACGGAGUGGCAGCAGCAACGCCAACACCAUGGCAACAUUGGGGCCCCUCAAAUACUCGUAUCAUUUGGCACCCAUUUCAUUUCAAAAUUCACAUCAACGGAAACCGAGUCUUGCACACACUCCCUCUCGGCGCGCGCAACUUACAGUUUAUACUGAAUCUAUUGGACUUUAGCCCGCUAGCUGUGACAAACAGGCGGGGUCUAGGACGAGUGGUGAAAGAGCCGUCCACGACAUACAUCGGUGCCGAUGGAUUUGGAGAGAGCUUGACAACAUCCCUGCCUUACGUCGAAGUCGUAUUUUCGCACAGAACGUUCGAUUGUGCUGGUUCACUGUUGAGGGACAUGUGGAUCGACAAAGAUGGGAUUUAUAUGCUCUCCGGAUCAGGAUCUACUGACAGACUUGAGGUCAUCGACGUCCGGUCCGACCUACCGAGCGAUGUGGUGUCAACUAGUUGAUGAUUAGCUAGGUACUUAUGGAGAUCACUGGUCGAGGAUACCAUCUUCAUUCGUCCAAGGCCUAAAACAUCAAGUCCUUCUUUGUUGUUAUUUUUUUUUUUCGAUUUGCACCAGUGCCAUUAUAUCUGCAAAGAGCUGUAA